Messenger RNA from Helicoverpa zea (corn earworm), 4024 nucleotides. It is a transcript of the gene Mtmr6, whose product is annotated as myotubularin-related protein 6. The record is from RefSeq and is a predicted model, not a curated record. Gene Ontology annotation, molecular function: metal ion binding; phosphatase activity. Gene Ontology annotation, biological process: dephosphorylation. The transcript is spliced from 18 exons. NCBI's taxonomy places the organism in Eukaryota, Metazoa, Arthropoda, Insecta, Lepidoptera, Noctuidae. The coding region runs from base 338 to 2662 and encodes 774 amino acids.
CGCGCCGGCACCAAGAUUAGACGCCUUUUUGGUAAAACGCGGGAGUUUUUGACUGUAACAAAAAACAUAGCGAGCCCCUUCCGCAACUUAAUUGGAAAAGUUCUUUAUCUCUUAUAGUCGUUGAAAUGUAGAGCUUUCUCCCUGAUACGGAUUUGAAUUAAAAGUUUCCUGACUCAAUAUAUAUUUGUGAAAAAUAAUGAAAACAAUGAAACUGACGGGAAUUCUGUGUUAACUUUGGCUAUUAAUAAAACGAACCGAGUCCUCAAGAGAAAAAGGGUUUUCUGUUAGAGAAAAUUUCAAUGAAAUAAAGUUUCGAAGUAUUUUCGGUGCGGGAAGAAUGGCGCUUAGUUCGUUAAAUCCAUCAAACAUGCUUGGGGAGCUUGGCCGGCUAGCCAGUUGGUUGAAAGGCGACUGCCUUGCUCCCGAAGAGUAUGCUGGUCUUGCUGUCACUGAGAAGUUGGAAAAUGUGCAGCUACUGGAUAAAUACAACCUGCGGAACCCGUCGAAGGGAACCUUGUACUUCGCGACCACGCACCUUAUAUUCGUGGACCAUGAGAUGAGGAAGGAGACAUGGAUUCUCUUGAUGCACAUAUCUUCGGUGGAGCGGCUGCCGAUCACGACCACCGGUUCCCCGCUCCUGGUGAGGACCAAGACCUUCCAGUCGGUGUUCUUCGUCAUUCCUCGAGAGAGGGACUGCCAUGAGAUGCAUCAAACGCUGCUCCGGUUGAGCCAACCAGUUCACAUCGAUGAGUUAUACUGCUUUUUCUACAAAUCGACUCCGGAUGACCUGCCUAAGUCGGCGGGGUGGAACUUCUUCGACAUUCAGACGGAGUACCAGAGAAUGAAUGUGCCUAACGACCAGUGGGUGCUCUGCACAGCUAAUAAGGAUUACGAGCUAUGCGACACAUACCCAAGCGAGGUGUACGUACCGGCGCGAGCGUCGACGGCCGUCCUGCUGGGCAGCGCCAGCUUCAGGUCUCGCGGCCGCCUGCCCGUGUUGGCGUACCUACACCACAAUAAAGCGGCUAUAGCGCGCUGCAGCCAGCCACUCAGCGGCUUUUCUGCCAGAUGUAUGGAGGACGAGCAAAUGCUGGAUCUGAUUAGACGGGCGAAUCCAAACUGCGGUUACAUGUAUGUCGUGGACACCAGGCCUAGAAUCAAUGCCAUGGUGAACCGCGCCGCGGGCAAGGGCUACGAAAACGAAGCAUUCUACGAGAACAUCAAGUUCCAGUUUAUGGGCAUCGGCAAUAUUCACGUCAUGAGGAAGAGCCUUCAGAAACUAGUUGAGACUUGUGAACAGAACACGCCGACUAUGUCGUCAUUCCUCAACGGUCUGGAGUCGUCCGGUUGGCUCAAACACAUCAAGUCCAUACUAGACACGUCGUGGUGGAUUGCUCACGCGAUAGAGAGCGGCGUGAGCGUGUGCGUGCACUGCAGCGACGGCUGGGACCGCACGGCGCAGGUGUGCUCGCUCGCCGCGCUUUGCCUCGAGCCGCACUACCGCACCAUCAACGGGUAUCAGGCGCUGAUCGAGAAGGACUGGUUGUCCUUCGGCCACAAGUUCACGGCCCGAUGUGGGCAUAUCGCCUGCGAUGGUCGCGAGCGCUCGCCCGUUUUCACGCAGCUACUCGACUGUACCUGGCAACUGUACAGGCAGAGACCUGAGGCAUUCCAGUUCAACGAGCGGUUUCUGCUGACACUACAUGACCACGCCCACGCGUGUCAAUACGGAACGUUCAUUGGCAACUGCGAGAAAGAUAGGCGGGACUUGAGGUUAUCUGAACGCACGUUUUCCCUGUGGGGGUACAUGGCGAGUCAUUUGAACGAGUAUAAGAAUCCUCUGUACAACCCCAAGUCUCACCCUGAUGUGUUGAAACCGGAUUUAGGAGCACAAAAUAUCAGGUUCUGGCGCGGCAUGUACUGCCGGCACGAGAGCGGCGUGCACCCGCGCGAGGCGCUGGGCGACCUGCUGCCCGCCGCCGUCGAGCACUGCUCCGCGCUCGACCACCACAUCAACUACCUCGCCAAGAGAAUAACAACGUUCAAGAACCUGCUAUCUGGUAAGAAGGCGGAUAAGAACAAAGAAACCGCCGUUGUUAACUAUCAAAAUGGGAACGUAGACUCCGUGGAGAUCGAGACCAAGACUGAAGCACUGCAGAUUGAUAACAAGUUAUUGUACGAGUCUGGCGGCACUCUGUCGGAGUUAGAGUGCGCGAACCAUGACCAUCCGCUGAAAGAAGUGACGCCGCCCAAACCCAACAAGAUACCGCUCAUCACUGAGAAGGCAAGUGACAGCAUACCAGCCAGCUUUGUAGUCUUGGAGAAAGAAGUGAACACUGUCGCCUUGGACUGGAAAAGUAUCAAGAAUGUUACCGAGUGCAGCUGCUCGACGCCUCUUGAUCAUUUCAGUAGAAAGCACCACUGCUGGGGCUGCGGGCGCUGUGUGUGCACGCGCUGUGUGUGUGCGCGAGCCACUCUCCCCGCGCUCCUCGCGCCCCGCGCCGCCCCGCUCUGCGCCGCCUGCACGCCCGACACGCCCCGAGCGCACGGUCAGUCACCCGCACUCUACUGUACAUACACGCACUCCCCGCGCUCCUCGCGCCCCGCGCCGCCCCGCUCUGCGCCGCCUGCACGCCCGACACGCCCCGAGCGCACGAUAUAGUGACGCCAGCCAACUGAAACAUCAAUAAAUAAUUAUAGUCAAAUUAAAAUACCUAGCUUAAAAACAUUUUCAAAAGUAUUGUAUAUUUUGUAUGUAAGGAUCCCCGAAUUUUCUUCUUUAAAUAAAUGAAAUUUUAUGUAUUCGUGAAUGUAAGUUACCAGACAAUUGAUAUCGUUAAAAUGGUAGCAUUGAUAACAAAAAAAACUAAAAAAAAAACAUUGUGCAACUGCGUGUUUCAUUUUAUGUUAAGACAUUUCAUUUCGAAUGAAAGGUGACGAAUGGAAGGCGAAAAUGAACGAAAAAUGAAGCGUCUUAUAUCAGAUUUAUUACUGGAUACAGGUUAUUUUUGCAUUUUAAUAAGCUAGUUAUGUCUCUCCAUAAGUAACUUAUAGAAUCAUACGUAUGAAAGAAAGUAUAGGUAGUCUAUGGUGGAUUUCUAUUAAAAAAUAAUAAUUUUGGCAUAAUUAUGUAACAUAUCAAUAUCUAAUCGCAAAAAACGGAUAGAUGUUAACAGAAUCCGCAUCCGCAGUAAUUGUUAAAUUCCUAUGUCUUUAGUAACAGUAGCUAUGCAAUAUUGUGCCGGUUUCUGAGCACUUUUUCUUGUGUAUUAUCUUUUCUCUUAAAAAUGGUCAUGAAUUAAAAUAGUCAUUAUUCUUGUUUCAUUAUACCUAAUAGCAAAUGUGACGUAAUUGACCUUAAGCUAUAUAGUUAAAAUGUUUAAUUUAUGAACAAGAAUAUCUUUUUUUACGUGUGUGUUGAAAACUAUGUCUGUAUGUGUAUGUUUAGUUACAAGUUUUCCAUAGUUUUAUUUAUAAUCGCCACAUAGGUAAUUGCAUCUGACAAUAUUUUAAUUCGAGGAAUAAUCCCUACUAUAUUAAUAUUAUAAAUACGAAAGUAACUCUGUCUGUCUGUUAGUUAUUCACGUCUAAACCACUGAACUGAUUUAAAUAAAAUUUGGUACAGAGGUAGAGUAGACCUUGAGAAAUAACAUAGGAUAGUUUUUAUCCCGAACUUUUGAAGUAUUCUCUUGGAAACGCGAUAUAACCGAACUCUACGCGGGCAGAAGCUAGUAUUCAAUAAUUAAAAAAAAAACAUUUUUGUACAAUCAUUUUUUAAAAACUGUGUCUGUCCCGAACCAUUCCACCUUUCCUUAUGUUAGCUUUUAAUGGAAGUUCAAACACAUAUAUUUAUAUAAUUUGUAGAUAAUUAUAAAAUAAGAAUAAUGUAUAUUAUGUACAUUUGUUAGGAAAAAAUCAUAUGCUUGUAAAUAAUAGGUUAAAAGUUUAGUAAUGUAAUCAAAAAUCAUAAAUAUUAUGUUGAAUUAUUGUAUAGUUUAAAAUAUAUAAUGUAUAUCAGUGGCAA